Molecule: messenger RNA, 5338 nt
Organism: Bombus huntii
Lineage: Eukaryota; Metazoa; Arthropoda; Insecta; Hymenoptera; Apidae
Gene: Zip99C
Product: zinc transporter ZIP13 homolog
Exons: 5
Coding region: 2763-4022 (419 amino acids)
Biological process (GO): intracellular zinc ion homeostasis; zinc ion transmembrane transport
Cellular component (GO): membrane
Molecular function (GO): zinc ion transmembrane transporter activity
Source: RefSeq, a predicted model, not a curated record
UGUUCGGAGAAUACAGUGAUUACUUUUCAAAGUGUAAUUAACCUCUGAUCGUGUGUUUCAGAUAACUUCGUCGAUAUAUAGCGUUUUGAAAACCAGCGAAAGACCUGUCGCUGAUCUUGCGUAACUAUCGGCAAAUAUAAUUUAUCCGAUACGAGGCAAUGAAAAAUAAAAGGAAACAAUGAACGUCAACGUUCUAUUGAUCGAUUCCCGAUACGGUAUCGAAUUAUCUAGUUGAUAACUUUGUAGCGACAUUGUAGUUAUUCCAUCGCGUGCCGUCGUGUUUACUCUUUAUUCAUAACGUUUGUUCUAAAUUACGUCACUUAUCCCUUUGAUUGUAUCUCUAUGGCGAAGUUCUAUGGGUUUUUGCGAUCAAAACAUUGCAAUUUCGAUCACGCUGCUGCUAUUUUAUAUUCGCGUUUUCCCUCGAAGAACAUAACGAUGACUAAAUUCGUGAAACUACAAUCGAUAUUCUAAUCUAUGCAAAUUCUCCAUAUUCCUGGUAAAUACAUCGAAUUCCUACUAGCAAUUUGUAACGUUGUAUCGGUAUUUCAUCGUGAAAAAGGCGCGACGUGAUUCUCAAACGAUUCUAGGAAUUUCUUGUAAACUCGGAGAGCUAGAACCGACGAAUACUCAUUAUCGCGCGAUGCAAUUCGGAAUUCGAAAGAUAAUACACGCAUCAUUGUCAUCGUUCGGUAGUUUAUCGAGAGAUUGGCGUUGCUACGUUUGAGUAAUGAAAUCGCAGCCAAACAACGCGAGAAUUGAUCGUAAUUUCAACAAAUAAAAAAAAAAAAAAAAAAAAACAACGUCUGUAGAAAUUGGUAGAGGUUGUACGUGUAUGUAAAUUCCGGGGAAUUCCGUUCGCUCUUAAAGUUUAUGGUUUAUCUCUCUUUCUCUUUCUUUCUCCCUGAUUUCGCUAUCGUUGCGUGUUUCAAAAUCAAAACAUCGAAACUGGGGAAGAGUAACGUCGUAUAUAUCAGUUGGCAUUACGUGAAUCGUAAUCUAUUUGAGCGACGCUUAAUUCUUGAUUUCUUCGUGUACACGGUGAUUCGGAAGUUCCUUUAAUUCGAAACGAAUCGUAAUCUAGAUUAUGUUGGCGAAAUGAUAAAAUGAUAGAAAGUGAUUUUCUACCUCUGGUAGCGUUUGAUGCUACCAGCGCGAAAUGGAGGUCAGCCGUUAAAUAAUUUACACGUUGUGGUUGAGCGAUUAUUUAAAAAUAUGCGUGUUGCGUAACAUGCGAAAACAAGCUCGCGUUACUCGGCAUCGUUCGUUUAAUUGGUCAUUAUUAUUAUAAAGGAAACAGGGAAUUUUGUCGUUGGAACGAUCGUUUUCGGGCAGCGCUUCAUCGUCAAUUUUAUUACUAACGACUUAUUGUUCCGAUGGUCGAUCGCGAAACCGUGUUACGGCAAGCCUUUUACGAUUAUAGUGGCUAUCGAAGAUUCUUAACGACGCUAACGAUAUAACUUUUUUCUUGCUUGAUCGAUGGGCUUUUAGUUCUAGCUAGCGCGACACACGUGUAAUAUUAUAUGUAAAUGCUCAUUCGCUUUAAAUACAACUGAGAGACGUAUAAUCUACUGAACCGAUGUAUCGAUUACGAGGACAGUGCAAGGUUCGCGUUGCCAACGAGAAAAUUACUCGAAAACUAAAUUUGUCAUCGAAAAGAAGGUCUAGACACGCGGGUUAUAUUUGUAAAAUCGUAUAUCGGAAAAACGAUGAUACUGCUUCGAUUAAUGCUUGAUCGGUAGAUUUUUCAAAAUACGCCUAUUUGCUAGUUUGCUUAUCGCUACGGCAAACGUUCUUGAUCUCUGUGGACACGUUUUACGAUUUUGUACGCUCGAACAAUGUUAGACGCGUAAAUUGACAGUCCGUAGCGGUACACAUCUGCGUAACAACGAGAAUUUUCCGUAACAGGUCACUGUAUCCAGCAGGCCACUUAAACGAAAUAAGCGUUUAUCGCGUAAAAUAAUUAGCGCUACGGUAGUACCACUUAACGAAUGCCAUUCGCGAUGAAGGCUAAUUGAUCAAAAAUAUGUAUAUCGAUUGUUGUGAAAGCAGACUUGUUAAUUGUUCCAUAUCAUCGUUAUCGUUGUUGCAUAUUUUUCCUGUCACUUCGUUACAGAAAUAAGAAUGCAGAUAUUUUGCAGUGAAAUUAUUGAAAUAAUUUGAAUCUGAAUAUUUGAAAAACUCAGGCUGUUUAUCGAGGCCAGUCUACUUCACUUUUUCUACAUAUUUUUUCUACAAGAAGUGGAGCAAGGUCUAUCGAAUAAUUAUCUCGUCUGCAACGAAACGAUGAAAUUAUUUCCACUCGAUUUUUAAUAAAAAUUACCACUUCUUGAACGCCUAUUAUUACGAUUAAGUAAAACGGUUAGACACCCGCCUAUUUUUUUUAGGGAACAAAGAUAAUAACACGCUUUACGUAACCUACGAUGAAAUGAGAUGUACCGUUAGAUCACGAAUUGUAAUUGAAAAAGAGCCGAAGUAUAAUUGAAUUCGCAUAUUAUUUUAUCGUUAUUUAUUUUAAUUUAACGUUAUUAUUUUCAAAGUAUAAUUGGCUAUGUGGCAAAAUGAAAUAUCGUCCGAUUAAAUUUCAACUGUUGUAUCUUUUCCUAAUCGAAAAUUCAGAUAACUCGAUAUUCUAUAUAUAUAUAUAUAUGUUUGUAUCGAGAUCGGUCAUUCUAAAUUAUCAUUGAUUACUGAAGAGAAAGGAGAUAAGGGCCAGAUCGUAUUUUAACGAAAGUAUCCACGCCCAUAAAGAAACUCAGUCGAUGGUAAAAUUGUUAACAUCGCGCGAUUUAGCUUUAAAUUUAUCGGCUUCGUACAGAAAAGGCCGACCAUCCAUCCGUGCACAGACGCGUAUGUGCGUGGGAGGAGAGUUAGAACAAUUUUCUAGAACGUGUUCGAUCUAUAGCGCUAAUACAUUGAAAAUAUUGCUGAGCUUCGCAGUCGGUGGCCUUCUGGGCGACGUCUUCCUGCAUCUGCUACCGGAAACAUGGGCGAGCAGUUCUUUGAACAAAGCAGCGGAUGAUGGACAUCCGUCGAUGACGUGCGGUCUAUGGGUACUAGGAGGCUUCUUGGUAUUCGUCAUAGUGGAGAAACUGUUUGCUUUCGAGCAAGAAGCUGAAAUCGAGGAUACGUCCAUAAAUAACGCAGAACUGUGCGAAAAAACUAGCACUGAAGCUGAAAAGGAGAUGGAAAAUAACAACUGUAUUAAUUUGAUCGGAAGCAAUCCGAAGAACGGUUUUUCAAAGCGACUUCCCAAUGAAUUUUCGAAAGCCAUUAACGAGUUGCGGCCCUUUUUAGAAAAGAAAAACGGAUACUCCGAACUGCCGAAUAAUUUCAAAGAUAACCAUAAGAACGGCUUCGUUAGCAACGGCAUGAAGCCAGUAUUAAUGUGCAACGAGUUGUCGAAUACCCUAAAAGGUUUGCCGUUGAACGAGGUAAAAGAUUGUUUAAAGAAAUUUGCGAAGAACGCUAAUGGUUUUUCAACCGAGUUGUCGAAAGGUUAUUUAAAAAAAGACAAAGCGGGCAAAGCUUCUAGCGAUAAACAGAUUGUUGCGAAACAAAAGUCCAAGCAUAUAACUGGCUAUCUUAACCUGAUAGCCAAUAUCAUAGAUAACUUUACUCAUGGAUUGGCUGUAGGCGGCUCUUUCCUCGUAUCCUUCCGUUUAGGUGCUCUCACCACGUUUGCUAUUCUCAUACACGAGAUUCCGCACGAGGUCGGAGAUUUCGCAAUUUUAUUACGCAGUGGAUUCAACAGAUGGGAUGCUGCGCGGGCGCAGCUUCUCACAGCUAGCGGUGGCAUUUUUGGAGCCAUGUCUGCAAUAAUUUUCUCUGGCGGUGAAGUAGGAGCGAAAACAAAUUGGAUAUUGCCCUUCACCGCGGGUGGCUUUCUUCAUAUCAGCAUGGUCACCAUUUUGCCCGAACUGCUUAAGGAAACUACUAAUCCUAAAGAAUCUUUGAAACAAAUAGUCGCGUUGCUCUUUGGUAUUACCAUUAUGGCAUUUUUAACGAUUCUUUUCGAUUAAUAGAGUUACUUCUUUUAGCAAUAGCAUUAGAUACUACUUGUCGAUAUAUAUCGACACGUAUCGAGUGUAAGUUUUUGUUACAUUAACGUUCCUUGAUACGUGUCGGGACAAGUAAUUCGAAUUUGCCAUAAGAAAUUCUACCGCGUAAUACUUGUUGCUCAAUGAUGGUGCAUCCAUGCCGGGAGACAGAGGAAACGAAGAACGAUGGUUAACGACUGACCAAAUUCAUGUAGAAGUUACUUUUGUACUGAUUUUUAUUUCAUAUAAAACUUCAUAGUCAUCUGUAUAUUUGAAAUAAGUUCACGUUUAGAUAAUUCGAUAAAUAAAAAUAACGUCGAUCUCCUUCUGCGGUAAUUAAUGUUCUUCUGAUAGCGAGAGACAAAGAAAACAGGGAUAUCUGUACAAGUUACUUUUAUAUUUUUCGAUCGUUUAUCGGGGAUCGUAUUAUCGGCAAUUCGGUAUUAUCCAUCUACAUUGUUGCAUUAAGGGAUACUCUGUUACAAACCUGGCAUAGUUUAUACAUAAAUAUACGUAUGUUCCUCCAUAAACAAUCGAAAACUUGUUGCAUGAAACGUCAUUCCGUUUCUAUGAUAUCGACUUAUUUCGCACUUAAACUUCGUUAUCUAGGCGUUACACUGUGAAACCAGUAUUGACGUGUGACUUUCACGUUGUAAAACAUCAUCGUGUACAUAAUAUCUAUGCUUCCUCGUUUACUGUUAAAAAAUAUUGCAACUCAAAAAAAGAUUGUAAAUUACUCAAAAAGAAAAUAGUAUAUUUUGUGGGUACAUCUAUCGGUUUGUUCGAUCAUUCCGACAAAUGUAUAAUUUAAGUUCCUAAUGUAUCGAACUCUUAACUACCUUAUUGUGAAAGGAGGAAAUAACAUAUUCCUGAUGAUGAACAAUAUGCGAAAGAUAUUAUGUAAAAUCUGUAAAAUUGGUAUGUAGAUAUAGAGUCAUUGUAUUUAAUAAAAUUUGAAAGAUUAUGUAAACUCAAGUAUUUUAGAGAAGUUUACGAAUUAGAUGAGUUAUUGAACGGAGAUUCCAUCUAUUCUCCGUAGUCUCGUGUAUUAUCUAAAGGUGCUGGUUUUAUAAACCGAACAAAACGCAAUCCUUGUACUUAAAGGAUUAUUCUUUUACAACAAAAACCUUGAUACAUGAGCAUCGUUUUUAAGCACAUGUAAAUAGAAAUUCGGAAUUACGAAGCUAGUUUAAUCAGCGAUUUGGCAAGUAUAUUUUCUAUAAACUAUGACUUCACGAACAAACUGUUCGUAUGUAAUCACUAUUAUUUGUAAAUAAAGUAUUUUAUUCUAUGAUAUA